Messenger RNA from Verticillium alfalfae VaMs.102, 684 nucleotides. RefSeq lists its product as hypothetical. The coding region runs from base 1 to 684 and encodes 227 amino acids. Gene Ontology annotation, molecular function: protein binding. The transcript is spliced from 2 exons. Gene Ontology annotation, biological process: cytoplasmic translation. NCBI's taxonomy places the organism in Eukaryota, Fungi, Ascomycota, Sordariomycetes, Glomerellales, Plectosphaerellaceae. The record is from RefSeq and is a predicted model, not a curated record.
AUGGGGCCCGCGAAGAACAGGUCGAGGAGCGCGAGGUGCUCGAGUCCCAUCUUUCCCGAAGAAAUCCACAGGAUAAAGGUCGUCCUCGACGUCGUCGGCGAGGAGGACGCCCCCGAACCCCCGACCAUGCUCCUCCACGUCCGCUACCCCGAAGCCUACCCGGACGAGGCCCCCUUUCUCGACCUCAACCCGGAGCAGCAGGCCGGCGCGCCGCACCCGCACUUCUCCGUCGCCGACGACAAGGCGGCGCUGCUGGCGUCGCUCGGCGAGACGGUCGAGGAGAACCUCGGCGUCGCCAUGGUCUUCUCGCUGUACGCCACGCUCAAGGACGCCGCCGAGCAGCUCAUCACCGACCGCAAGGCCGCCGUCGAGCGCCGCCGCGAGGAGGCCGUCAUGGCGGCCGAGCGCGAGGAGAACAAGAAGUUCCAGGGCACCCCCGUCACGCCCGAGACGUUUCUGCGGUGGCGCGACGAUUUUCGGCGCGAGAUGGAGGAGGCGCGCCUGCAGCAGGAGGAGGAGAGGCUGGCCGAGCUGAAAAAGGCAAAGGUCAAGGAGCCCGUCAAGAUGACGGGCCGGCAGCUCUGGGAGGGCGGCCACGUCGGCAAGGUGACGUAUGACGAGGGCGAUGACGAGGACGGCGGCCUGGCCGAGGGCGUGGAGAAGCUCAAGGUUGAGGCGGCGUAG